AUUGUCAACAAGAAGAAGUUAUUGUGUUACUGAAACUCUGGUGCAUCCUCUUAAUUUAUUAUCGGCCAAACCACGGGGACACGCGCUUUAAAUUAAGAAAAUUAAAAACAAAGUUGAAAAGUCAUCUUCUUCUCACAAAAUCGUUUCCUCAGCCAUGCGAACUCAAACUCCAAGCUCUCUCUCUUCUUCGUCUUUUAGCUUACUUUUCAUUUUCUUUUUCCUUUCUUCUUCUUCUUCGUCCUUUAAUCUGUGAUAUAAUUUCAGAUCGAGGAUCGAUUUUCUCAGCUUCCGUGUUUUUUUUUGUUUGGCUUACUUGGUGUUGCUCAACUCCUAUUUCCAGUUGUUGUCUUCUCGGUUUUUGGCUCACGAUGAGUAAGAACUGGAAAUCCGUUCGAUUAAGGCUCCGAAUGCGUUCUCUCAUGUUUUUUAUGGUGAUUUUGAGCUUCGAUUCGUGCUAUUCGCUGAAGUAUGAAGGUGUGGAAUCCAAAGGAACAGUGACGGAAGAUCCAUGGUCUGCUAGAGAUGCCGCGGAUUUGAGAACGUUUAGUUUUCACCGGAAAUUACUUGGCCGUUUCCUUAACCCCUACCACAAUUUGACUGCGUUCAAGGACCGGCCGCCUGUGGCAAGUGUUACACCACCGUCAUCUUCGGUUUCUCCCAGGUCUAAUGCCACUAAAUCCUCAACAUUGCCUCCUCCGCCACAGAAAAGUCCUCCUGCGCUAAAUGUUUCUGCUCCACCUCCUCCUUUACCCCGUGCAAAUUUUCCUAGUCUAAGAAGAAGCUCCAAAACCAGCAUGGUUCCUAUUAUGGCUGGCUGCAUAGGCGGUGCUGUGUUUCUUCUCCUUUUAGCUAUUGGUGUCUUCUUUUUCAGAAGUAAGGCUGGGAAAUCUGUGAAUCCUUGGCGUACAGGUCUUAGCGGACAACUUCAGAAAGCGUUCGUAACUGGUGUUCCCAAACUCAAAAGAUCUGAGAUUGAAGCUGCCUGUGAAGAUUUCAGUAAUGUCAUUGGGUCUUGCCCCAUUGGUACAUUGUUUAAAGGGACACUAUCAAGCGGGGUGGAGAUAGCUGUGGCUUCUGUUGCUACUGCGUCUGCCAAAGAAUGGACAAAGAACAUAGAAAUGCAGUUCAGAAAGAAGAUCGAAACGUUAGCCAAGAUAAACCACAAGAAUUUCAUCAACCUUCUUGGUUACUGUGAAGAAGAUGAGCCUUUCACUAGGAUCUUGGUCUUUGAAUAUGCAUCAAACGGAUCGCUCUUUGAACAUUUACACUAUAAAGAAUCAGAACAUUUGGACUGGGUAAUGCGGCUAAGAAUAGGAAUGGGCGUAGCAUAUUGCCUUGACCAUAUGCACGGGCUCAAGCCACCUAUAGUUCACAGCAAUCUUCUCUCAUCAUCAGUUCACCUCACAGAGGAUUACGCUGUCAAAAUUGCGGAUUUCAAUUUUGGUUACCUAAAAGGCCCAUCCGAGAGAGAAACCAGCACCAAUGCACUCAUAGAUACGCACAUCUCAGUCACAACACAAGAAGACAAUGUUCACAGCUUCGGUUUGCUAUUGUUCGAACUGAUGUCCGGAAAACUCCCAGAGUCUGUUAGAAAAGGCGACUCGGUAGAUACCGGAUUGGCUGAUUUCUUGAGAGGAAAGACUUUGAAAGAGAUGGUGGAUCCAACACUGGAAAGUUUUGAUGACAAGAUUGAGAAUAUAGGUGAAGUGAUCAAAAGCUGUGUAAGGGCAGAGCCGAAACAGAGACCGACAAUGAAGGAAGUCACGGGGAGAUUGAGAGAGAUCACAGGAUUAUCACCGGACGAUACUAUUCCCAAGCUUUCGCCUCUGUGGUGGGCAGAGCUGGAAGUGUUGUCUACUGCGUGAAGAGAGAGUGAACUACUUUGCUUCACAAGGAAACUGUAAGUAUUAAUAUGAAGACUGUGUGAGGUUUUUGAGCCUCUGUGGAGCUAGUUGCUUCUCGUUAGGCUACAUAUCUAAAAUCUAUGCAAGUUAGUCUAUAAAAGCGACUCUAUAAUCUUAGUUGCGUUCAGUAUCAAACAGUACAUGUCCAAGAGCACGGUGAUACCCUUUUUGGUGUGCAUAAUGUCAAUGGUGGUUAUUGUGUUUUAGGU
Messenger RNA from Eutrema salsugineum, 2113 nucleotides. RefSeq names its product probable inactive receptor-like protein kinase At3g56050. Lineage: Eukaryota; Viridiplantae; Streptophyta; Magnoliopsida; Brassicales; Brassicaceae. The record is from RefSeq and is a predicted model, not a curated record. The transcript has 6 exons. Gene Ontology annotation, biological process: protein phosphorylation. The coding region runs from base 369 to 1865 and encodes 498 amino acids. Gene Ontology annotation, molecular function: ATP binding; protein kinase activity.